AAACUCGGCUGGAAAUCUGUGACCCUCAGCACGAUCAAGAGCACAGUAGGGGAUUGUAAAUUCCAUGGGAAACGUGUUGUUUCCUCUCUUUCCUGUCCUGGCUUUGUCUGGUCCAGGGUCAAGGUUUUGACUGGAGGGUUUGCACUAAUCGGACAAGCUUUAUUAGCUGUGUGGUGUGUGCUGCACCUCGUCAGUAUUAUAUGGAUCUCCUUCUGGAUUUAGCCUCCACUACCAGCAUGUCCAGUGAGAGCAUGUCAGUGAAGGGCAUUAGGAGGCAGAUGUGUAAGAGAAAUAUGACUGCUGCGCCAAUUUCCUGGCCCGUCCCGAUGAGGGCUAUCGGAGCUCAGAACCUUCUGACCAUGCCUGGAGGUGUUGCCAUUUCUGGGUAUUUACACAAAAAAGGAGGAAGCCAGUUCAGCCUGAUGAAAUGGCCUCUUCGCUACAUUAUAAUCCAUAGAGGCUGCGUCUACUAUUUCAAGACCAGCACGUCGGCCACACCACAGGGAGCGUUCUCCCUCAACGGCUACAACAGGGUCAUGCGAGCUGCAGAGGAGACCACAUCCAGCAACGUUUUCCCCUUUAAGGUCGUGCACUUCAGUAAGAGGCACCGCACAUGGUAUUUUUCAGCAGCCAGUGAAGAUGAGAGAAGGAAAUGGAUGCGUCAUUUGAGGAAAGAGAUCGGACACUAUAAUGACAGGAAAGAUUCGCUUGACCCAAGUGAAUCUGACUCUGAUGAAAGUUUCUAUGGCCCUAUUGAGAGCCCUUUGGAGAUCACCAACGCCCCGGAUGACCACGAAGGAGACUAUGCAGAACAAAAUGAUGAAAGUGAUGACGAUGACUAUCUUAUGCCCGAUGACCCAGUAGCAGGUCAGCCCAAGGCACCGCCUCCAUCUUACCCACCUCCACCUGUGCCCUACCAUCCAAAAGGCCCUCCACCACCAGUACCCCCUCCACCCAUUAAAUCACCACAGUGCCCCAUCCAGAAGAAACCAACCAGCACUGUUCCAGGCCCACCCAAACCCUCUGACUCUCUAAAUAAAGGCCCUCCUCCUGUGCCUUCGGCCCCUCCUCUACUACAGAAACCAACCUCUAACAGAAAGACAAUUGCUCCGGCUCCUUCACCUGCGUGCCUGAAAAAGCCAGUAAUCGGGAUGGUGUCCUUAUCCACUCUCCCAGGAUAUGACCGGAAACCUGCUCCUGCUACAGUCAUUCAUAAUCCAUCCACUCUCCAUAUCUGUGAAAACCUGGAAAACAAACUGCUUCUGAACUCUCGUGACAGAUCUAGUUCACAGAGCCUGAACAAUUCACCUGGUGAGAGAAAACUCACAAUGCCGGGCUACAAACCGCCACCCAAGUGUUCACCACCAGGGAUAAAGCCCAAACUCAGUCAACCAUCUUUACAAAGAUCAUCACCUGAAGGCCAAAGUUUUCGAUCCUCUGUGGAAGAGAAGUCCUUGAAAACGAGUGUCAUACCAAACUACAAUGAAGACUCUGAUGAUAACGACUAUGAAAAUGUACAGCUGCCUGACUCUGUCUUUGUGGAAACAACCGAGACCAGUACUGUUGAAAAAUUGUUUAAAGAGACAUGUGGCUCUCCGCCAGAUGGCCUUUACUGCAUCCGAAAGUCAGGAACAAAGACCUCAAAGGUGCUUGUUGUGUGGGAUGUGAGUCUGAACAAGGCAAGGAACUACCGGCUGUUUGAGGAGGAUGAAAUCGUGUACCUGGAGACAGGCUUGUCCUUCCCUUCAGUAGCAGCUCUGGUGGAGCACUACUACAGCCACCCCCUGCCCAACCACGGCUCUCUGUGCUUACAGAAACCCUUCGGAUACACACCACCCAGGUGACACUGUCCUCUACUGCCAUCAUGGACUCGUAUCUUCAUAUCCUUGUAUCGUCAUAUCCUCAUAUCUACAGCCUCAUGGCUCCAGCUCUAUCCCCCUGCUGGCUAUAGCAGCUCACUACAGCUGAUCAUGGACAUCAGCCAUAAGGACAAGUAAUGCUUUCCAGUGCCAAAGAUUGCAAAUAAGGACUCAGGAAUGUGGAUGAAUCUGAGCUGCCAAUCAGACUAAACGGAUUUACCAGUUUUGGAGCUUUAUCUUAGCUGAAAUUGACGCCCAUCAUCCUCAGUUGUAUUUGAUUCAGAAAUGUUGGUGGUUAUGUGUGUAACUGUUCAUACCUUUGCACAGAAACAAUGCACAUGUGCACAAUCUGCUCAGAUGUGAGCCUGCAGCUGCCGAAAUCAAACAGUUCAUCAAACUAAAUGAUCAUUCUACAAGUAUCCACGUGGUGAGAUGAUGAAAUGGUGCGAUAGCGAAAUGGCAGCUUCUCAUGCCUUUAGUUUUGGUUUUUAAAGCUCGCCUUUUGAGUAUAGUGAACGAAAACACAUUGCUUAGACGGUGUAACCACUGAUUCGGGACAUAUUUUCCAGGUAAAAUGACUACAUUUCCUGACGUUACAGUAAAAUGUAUUGUGAAAUAUGAAUUUUUCUAUAUCAGAAAUACAAAAGUGCAACAACUGAGUGUGACGUAACACACCAUAUGCCUAGAUGUCUGUAAAUACUGUAAGCAUUACCAUUUCUGUACAAUGUUAUAUAUUAUUCCUGUACUUUAUUACUUGUGGAAAAUGCACAUAUGUAAAUUAAACAACUCUUUGUACCAUU
Molecule: messenger RNA, 2659 nt
Organism: Neoarius graeffei (lesser salmon catfish)
Lineage: Eukaryota; Metazoa; Chordata; Actinopteri; Siluriformes; Ariidae
Gene: sh3bp2
Product: SH3-domain binding protein 2
Exons: 13
Coding region: 201-1844 (547 amino acids)
Biological process (GO): signal transduction
Molecular function (GO): SH3 domain binding
Source: RefSeq, a predicted model, not a curated record